Molecule: messenger RNA, 2767 nt
Organism: Aegilops tauschii subsp. strangulata
Lineage: Eukaryota; Viridiplantae; Streptophyta; Magnoliopsida; Poales; Poaceae
Source: RefSeq, a predicted model, not a curated record
AAAUCUCAACCCUGGGUUUACUAACACGGGUGCAUACUCCACGGAUAUCACCUGGUUGUCACAGUUAUCUUCACUUGUGCACCUGGACCUGAGCUGCACGAACCUUAGUACAAUUGUUCACUGGCUUCCGGUGGUGAACAUGCUUCCAUCUCUAAAAGUUCUAUGUCUUAGCACUUGCGAUCUUAGAAGUAGCUCGGGUCCACUUCAGCUUACAAAUCUGACUUCUCUUGAAACACUUGACCUUUCUGCCAAUUACAUCCAUGCACGUAUCACACCCAACUGGUUUCAUGGUUUGACUAGACUUAAAUAUCUAGAUAUCUCACGGAAUGGUUUCUAUGGCCCAUUUCCGGACGAAAUUGGUAAUAUGACUUCCAUAGUAUGGCUUGAUUUAUCACAAAAUAGCCUUGUGGGCAUGAUACCAUCAAACUUGAAGAGCCUGUGUAGCUUGGAAGAAUUCAUUGUAUAUGGAAACAACAUCAAUGGAACCAUAACAGAAUUCUUCCAACGCUUGCCUAGUUGUUCAUGGGAUACAUUGAUAAACUUGAAUCUACCUUUCAGCAAUUUGACAGGAAGCCUACCAACCAAACUAGAACCUUUAAGGAAUCUGAUCCACCUUAAUCUAGCUGGUAACAAUCUCACUGGUGUUGUGCCACUAUGGAUAGGUGAGCUCACAAAGCUAACUAAAUUGGACCUGAGCUACAAUAACCUACAUGGUUUCAUACAUGAAGGUCACUUAUCAGGUUUACAAAGCUUGGAGAUGUUGUUAUUCAAUAAUAACUCCAUAGCCCUCGCGAUGAAUUCAACAUGGAUUCCUCCUUCCAACCUAACAGAUGUUGGACUUUGGUCAUGCAUUCUCGGGACUAAUUUUCCACCGUGGCUUAGAUGGCCAACACGUCUAGACCUUCUUGACAUCUCAAACGCAGGCAUAUCUGACACAGUGCCGGAAUGGUUUUGGAUAACGGCUUCCACGUUGACUUCUCUGAAUAUGUGACAGAAUAGAAUUAGAGGUCAUUUGCCAUCUACAAUGGAAUUUCUGAGAGCAAUUACAAUUGAUCUCAGUUCUAACCAGUUCAAUGGCCCAAUACCUAAGCUUCCCAAUAAUUUGACUAACUUGGAUCUUAGUAGAAAUAAUUUCGUCGGGCCACUACCAUUAGACUUUGGAGCACCAAAUCUAGAAGCACUUAUUCUAUUUGACAACUCCAUCUCUGGCACCAUUCCGUCUUCUUUGUGCAAAAUUCGAUCAUUGUGUCUAUUGGAUAUCUCCAAUAAUAUGCUAACUGGACCAUUUCCUAACUGCUCCUAUGAUACAUCCACACCAAACAACACAAGCAUGAAUAUCUUAAUCUAAGCUUGAGAAACAACAACCUCUCUGGUGAGUUUCCUUCCUUUCUCCAAUACUGCAAGGAGCUCGUCUUUCUUGAUCUUGGUCAGAACCAUUUCUUUGGGACUUUGCCAACAUGGAUUUGGGAGAAGAUUCCAUAUUUGGCGUUCUUACGGCUGCGUUCAAAUAUGUUUUAUGGUAACAUUCCAGAGGAGCUUACGAAGCUAGUGAAUCUUCAGUAUUUGGACCUUGCCUACAAUAACAUAACAGGAAGCAUACCCAAAUCUAUUGUUAACUGCAAGAGGAUGAUAACAAGAGAUGACGGCGGUGGUGGUGAUUUCGAUGAUGCUUUAAAUUGGCAAUCAACAACUGCUCUUAAUGCCUUGAUCAGCUAUACCGAGAAUUCCACAGUUGUCACAAAGGGUCAAGAGAGAUUAUAUACAGGAGAGAUCAUAUAUAUGGUGAAUCUUGAUUUAUCUUGUAAUAAUCUUAUUGGAGAUAUUCCCGAAGAAAUCAGCACUCUUGUCGGAUUGAAGAAUCUGAAUUUAUCAUGGAACAGCUUUAGUGGAAACAUUCCUGAGAAUAUUGGCGCCCUGGCACAGGUGGAGUCGCUGGACUUGUCACACAAUGAGUUGUCUGGCGAAAUCCCUACAAGCUUAUCGGCUCUGACAUCAUUAAGUCGCUUGAACCUGUCCUAUAACAAUCUGACAGGACAUGUACCAUCAGGAGAUCAACUGCAAACACUUGAGGAUCCAACUAGUAUUUAUAUUGGCAACCCAGGCCUAUGCGGUCCUCCUCUCUUACAGAAAUGCUCAAAAACCGAGCCAAUCCCAGCUACUCGAGAACACCAUGAAGAUUUAAACGAUGAGGUAUCGUUUUUCAUCGCUAUGGGUUCUGGAUAUGUAAUGGGUCUCUGGGUAGUCUUUUGCGCCUUCUUGUUCAAGAGGAAAUGGCGAGUUAAGUGGUACUCCAUCUGGGACAGGUUGUGUGAUUGGGUCUAUGUGCAAGUGGCCGUUACAUGGGCUUCCUGGACUAGAAAAAAAACCACAGAAGCUGAGAACGAUCGCUAGCUCACGCUGGUUCUCCAUUUUCUACCAUGUAGGGUGUGGGGAUUUAUAGUAUUGUACUACUAUUUUUCACAGAUAUGUAUUUGAGGAUUGUGCCUUAGAAUAAGGAUUGGGCAUGUAAAGUUGAUGUGUAAUGAAUAAUGCCAGGGGCAGCACCAAGUCCCCUGUUCCGGGUGUGUGUGUUUCAAUCUGUGAAGUUAACUGGUGGCCAAAGUUUGCAACGGUUGUCGGCGUGCGUGCCGAAGUUUUAAGCUAGUACCACAAAUUAAGGUUGUAUAAGGUGAACAGCCACAGGCAGCAGCCUUUGGCUGGGUUUGCGCACGCAGACCUAACUCGACACUUUCAUUCGCUGCACUAUACUGGGCGCAGAGACAUUUUC